This is a messenger RNA of Microcebus murinus (gray mouse lemur), 2002 nucleotides long. NCBI's taxonomy places the organism in Eukaryota, Metazoa, Chordata, Mammalia, Primates, Cheirogaleidae. The record is from RefSeq and is a predicted model, not a curated record.
UCCCAGCCAGAGGCCGUGUCCCCCUCGACGCCCCAAGCCAGACUGAAGAGAGGUCCCCCGGAGCAGGUCCGCCUGCCCUCAUUCAGGUGGCAAACCUUGGUCCUCGUGUCCCCCCCCCCCGAUGUUACCCAAAGAAGCCAGAACGUCUGAGCAGCACAGCACGAUGCCCAGCACCAUGGCCAAGGGCCUGGUGGUCCUGCAGGGCUUGGCCACCCGGAACACACAGUAUGCAGAACUGACACUGCCCCGCAAGCAGGGCCCCCUCAGCAAGCCCGCCCAGGCCAUCAGCCGCUACUACGGGAAGAAGCGAGAGCCCAAGGACAGCGCCGUCUCCGGCGGCUUCGAGUCGGAAAUGGAGGGGCUUCGCAAGGCCUUCCUCAUGCGUCCCAACUGCCCGCAGCUCAGCACCAGGGCCACGCCUGUCUCGAACUGCGGUUCCUCCACCCAGCUCGACCUGUCCGCAGAGGUGCGCCUCAGCCUGGACAUGUGGGUGCCCACCCCGGAACUGCUUCUGACCAGGCGGUUCUCGGACACGAGCCUGGACGGGCACCUCCCGGUGUUCAGUAAGAGCGCCUGCGAGUUCAGUUAUUUGAGGAAGACGAGCAGAUCCCAGACUUUGAGUCCGGUCACCAGCAGCACAGCCGCCUCUCAGAGCCACCUGAAAAAGAGGACGCCCUGGUACCUCUCGGUCAUUCAGGAGAAGGAUCACCACCUGUUCCUGCUGCGAGAGGAGAUCCAGCGGCUGUGCAUGCUGGAGACACAGGUUCAGAAGAAAGAUGAGGAGAUCUUGGUGCUCCAAGAGGAGAGGGAGUCCCUGAAGAAGCAACUGAAAUCCCUCCUGAGGAGCAAGUCCAAAGAGUUAUCCGUGUCCUCGUUCAGGAGGGAGCGCUCGGAGGUUCCGCUGAAGGGGAGCAGGCUGAGCAUCCUGAGGGCCCUCCAUAAAGCCAGGGAGCCGGAGCCGGCAGGCAGCAAGCAGGUGAAGGCCGCGGGGAGCAGGGCGCAGAUGCAGGACGAGCGCGUGGUGGCGGAGACGGGCAAGCAGCCGGAGCAGGGCAGUAUCGAGGAAGAGGAGGAGGAGGGUCCGCCCAGGGAGCUGGUGGGGUCGGAGGACGCCAGGACAAAGAGUAGUGUGGGCAAGAUGGUGGUUUUGGAUGCGGUGGAAGAGGAGGCGGAAGUGGAAGAGGAGGAGAAAAGGGAGCUGCUGGAGGACGAGGAGGACGACGUCCAGAGAAAGACUUACUCCCUGAGCGACACGUUCGAGGAAGAGCUGAUGGCCCAGCUGGAGGAGUACGAGCAGGUGAUUCUGGAGUUCCAGUUCGAGCUGGAGGUCAUCAGGACCAGAUACUCCCUUGCCACAGGAACGAUCGCGUCUCUGCAGCGCCAAGUAGACAUCCAAGAAUCCCAGCUGCGAAGGAUGGGCACGGAGAACCAGACGCUGCAGAAGGAGCUUCGAGAGCGGAAGCACCAGUUACAAGCCAUGACAGAGAAGUUCUCCAACCUCCGAGAGGACAAGAAACACCAGGAGAUGAUGGGGUCCAUUGAGAAGGACAACUUUCUCCUCCGGCAGCGCCUGUCGGAGCUGGAAGACAUGCUCAGCAAGCGGGACCAAGUCAUCUCCGAGCUGGACGCCAAGACCAGCGAGCUGCAGGCCCAGGUGGAGCAGGACCAGAACCACCUGCAGAGGUGGAGGCAGCUGCAGGAGGAGCUGCAGAGCAAGAAGGAGGCGAUCGGGCAGGCGGAGCAGCAGGCCCGCGUGGCCCUGGAGAGCGCCCAGUCCAGGCUUGAGAGACUGAGGAACAAGAUCAUCCAGGCCACCUACAGCAGCCCUGGGGUCAAGGCCUCGAACAACGAGAUCUCGGACAAUGACAUCCUGGAAGCCCUGCAGAGGAUCAUCACGGAGAGAACUGACUACUACAACCAGCUGAAGCAGAAAGGGGUCAGAGUGCUUCCCCUGCACCAGUCCGACACCCCUUGCCCGGCAAGACCAAGAAGGGCCAAGUAG